Messenger RNA from Arabis nemorensis, 1119 nucleotides. NCBI's taxonomy places the organism in Eukaryota, Viridiplantae, Streptophyta, Magnoliopsida, Brassicales, Brassicaceae. The record is from the annotation of a GenBank genome assembly.
AUGGCUUCCCUCGUGUUAAUAGUUUCACUUCUCUUUGCAACUUUCUCUUCUCCUUUUGUAGAGGCUGCUAAUAGUACUGGUUACACCCUCCGGGCAGGAUCACUAAAUCUAAUCGAUUCUUGCUGGCGAAGAAACCCUAAUUGGGCGACUAACCGUCAUGCCCUAGCCAACUGCGCGAUAGGAUUUGGGAAACCCACGUUAGGGGGCAAGCAGGGGCCGAUCUAUGUGGUUACAAGCCCAUUAGACGACCCUAAAGCCCCUAAACCCGGAACUCUAAGAUAUGGGGCGAGCCAACCUAAACCGCUAUGGAUCACAUUCGCACGUGACAUGGUCAUAGUGUUAAAAACCCAGCUCCAUGUAAUGAGCCACCAGACGAUUGACGGGAGAGGGGCAAGAGUGGAAAUUGCCAACGGGGCGUGCCUAUCGGUAUACCAUGCAAGCCAUGUCAUUAUACAUGGGAUAAUUUUCCAUGAUUGUAAACCGGGUAGUUUAGGUCCGAAAAGAUGGGAGGGUGACGCAAUCCGCGUGUUUCAUUCUACGCAUGUUUGGAUCGAUCAUUGUUCCUUUUCUCGGUGUCAAGAUGGUUUGAUCGAUGUGCUACAUGCUUCUACGGCCGUUACUAUUUCUAAUAAUUCAUUAACACAGCACGUUAAAGCGAUGUUACUCGGACAUGAUGACAAUUUUGUGGAUGAUAAGAAAAUGAGAGUUACAGUUUUAUUUAACACUUUUGGACCGGGUCUCUCUGCAAGAAUGCCUAGGGUGAGCAGAGGGUAUGCGCAUGUAGCAAACAAUAGGUACGAAAAAUGGCUAACGUAUGCGAUCGGAGGAAGUGCUGAUCCAAUUAUCUUUUGUGAAGGCAACUACUUCGUUGCUCCAAACGACCCUAGCAAAAAACAGGUGACGAAGAGAAUGGGUGGUAAACUUGGUACAGCAAAAUGGAAAUGGAGUACGUCUAAGGACGUUUUCAUGAACGGAGCUUACUUUACGCCGUCUGGCGGACCUGCCGUCGCACCGCUGUAUGGAACAGGAGAGUCGUUUCAGGUGUCCCCCGGCUCUCUCGUCCCUUCUCUUACUUCUUCAGCCGGUGCUCCCCGUUGCACCAUCGGCAGGGUUUGCUAA